AUGAUCAUCCUCGGCAUCUUCAGCCUUGGACACCUCGUGGUUGGUCUCGGCUCCCAGGCCCGUAGCCUCAUGCUCUGGGAUCAUCAGAUGUUCCUGAAGCGUCAUCCGCCGUUUGUCGCGUUUCCUGCUGUUGCUUGGCUCGCCCUGCGGUUCUCCGGGCAGUGUUUGGCCUUGCGCCAUCUCGAUUCCUUCACCCAGCUCGUCGAGCCUACGCCUUGGGAACAGCCCCGAGUGCAAGCCGCCAACGCGGUCGGGCUCGGUGCAGCUUCUGCCCCUGCCCUCACCUGUCGACCAGCCCCAAGCCCAAGCCGCCAACAGGCUCGGGCUCGGCAUCACCUCUUGCCCCCUGGCUCCCGCCCCGCGCCUGCCUUCUGCCAGCCCGGAGCCCGAGCCGCCAACGCGGUCAGGCUCGGCCUCACCUCCUGCCCCCUUCCACCAGCCCCGGGCCCGCCUUCUGCCAGCCCUGGGCCCGAUCCGCCAACGUGGUCAGGUUCGGUGCUGCAUUCCACCCUGCCCCUGCCCUUCGACCCACCGUCCGCUCCCGCCUUCGACCCGCCGCCCAGCCUGAGCUGCCAAUGUGGUCGGGCUGGUGCUCACUCGUCCUCCUCCCUGCCUGCUCCCAACACCGAGCCGCGAGCCAAUGCGGUUGGGCUUGGCAUCGGCUCCUGCCCCGCCUGCCUUCGACCAACCCCGAGCCUGAGCCGCCAACACAGUUGGGCUCGGCAUCACAUCCCCCACCCUGCGCCCGCCUCCAACCAGCCUCUCACCUGCCUCUUGCCCGCCUUCUUGCUCACCUCCCCACGUCUCGCCCGCCUCCCCACAUCUCUCUCCCUGAAUCUCGCCCAUCUCCCCCCCUUCUUGCCCGCCUGGCCACCUUCUCGCCAGUCUCCCCGCCUCUCUCCGGCCUCUUGCCCGCCUCGUCGCCUUCUCGCUGGCCUCUCGCCCGCAUCCUCGCCGGCCUCGUCGCCUUCUGCCGGUGUCGGCACCCCCGCCCUGCGCCAGCCUUCGACCAGCCCCAAGCCCGGGCUGCCAAUGUGGUUGGCCUCGGUGUCACAUCCUGUCCCCCGCGCUUGCCUCCGACCAGCGUGGUCGGGCUCGGUGUCGACUCCCGGCUCCCGCACCCGCCUCCCGCUAUAUAGCCAUGGCAGUGUGAUCUAUAACACCCAUAGCACUUUAUAG
Molecule: messenger RNA, 1179 nt
Organism: Punctularia strigosozonata HHB-11173 SS5
Lineage: Eukaryota; Fungi; Basidiomycota; Agaricomycetes; Corticiales; Punctulariaceae
Exons: 2
Coding region: 1-1179 (392 amino acids)
Source: RefSeq, a predicted model, not a curated record